Indicator indicator is the source of this 2628-nucleotide messenger RNA. RefSeq names its product DBF4 zinc finger B (gene DBF4B). The transcript has 13 exons. Gene Ontology annotation, molecular function: zinc ion binding; protein serine/threonine kinase activator activity; nucleic acid binding. The record is from RefSeq and is a predicted model, not a curated record. Gene Ontology annotation, biological process: positive regulation of nuclear cell cycle DNA replication; regulation of cell cycle phase transition. The coding region runs from base 1 to 2628 and encodes 875 amino acids. Lineage: Eukaryota; Metazoa; Chordata; Aves; Piciformes; Indicatoridae. Gene Ontology annotation, cellular component: Dbf4-dependent protein kinase complex; nucleus.
AUGGAGGGUCCGGGCUCGGCCGCCCCCCGGCCUCUCCGCGGGAAGUCCUUUUACCUUGACCUGCCGAGCGGGCGGGACGCGCGGGAGCUGGCGGCGGCCAUCGGGCGGCUCGGCGGGGUGACUGAGAGCUUCCUAAGCAAAGAAGUCAGCUGUGUGGUGUCCAGCAACAGCGAAGCCAAACGAGACAAAGCCAGGAGCUGGCCUGAGAAGCAGAGCAAUGGAACUUCAGAAGGUGCAAAAGCCCCAAGCCUGAUGCCUUCUGCCUCCAAAGGGCAGCACACCAGACCUCAGCAGAAGCCACCAGACACUGCCCUGAUCAGCAGGGGAAGGGAACUGCUGCAGAAGGCCAUGAAGAAUCAGGACACCUGCAGCGGCAGCAGCAUCCUGGCCAGAGCUCGCCUGUGGGGAGUGCAGAUCCUGCACGUGGAUGACAUGCUGGCCUACACUCAGCAGCUGCUGCGUGCUGCCUCGGGAGCAAGGAGACCCUGCCAGAAGACAGAGGCCAAGUGCCCUGCGUCUGGAUGGAAAAGCCACAAAGGAAAACUGAAGCCUCCUUUUCUGAAGGUUGAAGACCAAAGCAGGCAGUUCCGACCCUUCUAUCAGCAGUUCAAAAGCUUUCCCAGCCUGAACCUCCUGGGCCCCAAAGGCUGCAGCCCAUUUGAGCCUCUGAAGAGCCUCCCAGAGCCUUGCAGAGCCAGGGCUGUGGAGGGCUGCCCGGUGUGCAGUGAAGGGGAGAAGAGCCCCAGGUCCACACCAGCCACUGUGCCCAAAAGGAGGAGAGGAUUUUGUGAGUGCUGCCAAGAGACCUUUGAGGAGCUGCAGGAGCACCUGCGGAGCCCCCGGCACCGCCGCUUCGCGCUGGACCCCUCGCACUACGCCGCCGUGGAUCACCUCAUCGCCCAGCUCCCCACCAGCCUCCUGCACCACUCAGCCAGGAUGCCUCAGUCCUGCCUGGCAGAUGAACACUUGGUGCCUCAAGCACAGGUUCCGGGAGGAUUUGAGCUGCUGACAGCAGAGCUGGGAAAGGAGAGGGAGCAGCCAGAGCAGGCUGCUGUGGAAGUGCUGAUUGAUCUGGAGUGUGACCACAGCCUGGAGACCAAGAGCUGCUCCCCUUGCCUUGCCCCUGGAGGAGGCUGGGGCUUCUCAAAGCACCACCCUGUGGGGCUGCCUGCCGGAGCAGGGCUUAGCAGAAGGCUCUGUGCUGUGCCUGGCACCACAGAGGAGCCUGCAGUGAGGGACACAGCUUUGGGCCUGGCUCCUGGCCUGGGCUGGGGCAGUCAUGUAGUGGCUGCUCCUGUGGGGGAGAGAACUGCUCCAUCUGAACAGCCAGGGUCUGAGAGCCACCCUGCAGGGGCACUGCCAGCCCCCAGGAAACGCCAUCUGUCCUCCAGGCAGAGCAGCCAAGUGGGAAAGAAGCCCAGGCUGGAGCUGGGGGGAGGCCUCUCUGCCUGUGAGCUGUCAGACCCAGUGGGUGCUGGGCUGGGUGCAGGGCAGACAUCAGAGGCAGGCUUGCCUGGUCUGGUGGAGUCUGGCAGCUUGGCCCUCAGCACAAAGCUCUCCAGCAGACCUCAGAGCUCCCUUGGUUUGGACCUGUGCCUGUGUUGGCACCCUGGGGACCUAAUACCAUGGGCAGGGUCCCUUGAAGCUGUGUCCAUGGGGUUCCAUCCCCCAGAGGCUGCAGCCAGCCCCAUGGGCAGGUGUGGCUGGGGCAGGGCAGGCUGCCAGGGGAGGCAGCUCCCAGGGCACAGUGAGAAGGUCCCCAGCAGCCUGCAUGCUCCUGACCUGGAGAACAGCAUGAGCCACACCAGCUGUCCCCCUGGCCAGCUGCCCUCUCCAAAGCUGCCUGUGGCUGGAGCCAGAUGUUGCUGCUCCCUCUGUGCCAGAGCAGCAGAGAAAGCAGCACCUGAGCUACCUGCCCUGCCAGGCCUCAGCAGGGAGCGGGCACCCUGCCCUGGGCUCCUGCAGCCCCUGCCACACAACACAGAGGCUGGUCACUACCUCAGCAGAAGCUCCUCAGAGUCAGACUGGGAUGUCCAGCUGCUCUCCGUGCUGCCAGGGGCCCAGGACAGCAGGCUGCAGCCCAUGGACAGGGACUUGCUCCAAAGGACACACAUCAAUGUGAGGGACAGUGGCUAUGAGUCUCAGCUCUGCUCCGUCCUGAAGCAGAAGUCAGAGCUUGCCUGGGCAGGCAGAGAGGACAAGAACUGCUGGAACUGCUUCACAGAGACCACAGGAGCCUCUUACCCCUUCCUGGUUCCACCGGUACCGGUGGAGGCUUCGGUACCGGCUCGGGAAAUGGUACUGGGAGCGGGGUGGUGGGGCGGAGAACAGGAGCUCCGGUACUGGGGCCAGGGGAGCGUGGGCGAUACCGACCCGGGGGCGAGACCGGCCCGGAGUGUGAUACCGGCGGAGCCCCGGUGCUGCAAUGCCACGGGGGUGCCAGCGGCGCUGCGGCAGCCGGGGCUGGCGGGGGGGAGCGGUGGGAGCCGGGACCGCGGGGGGGCGGCGCUCCCGGGGCCCGGCGGCCGCUCCCUGCCCGGCCCGGGGCGGAGGGACCAGAGGGAGCGGAGGGACGGGCAGGACGGUCCCCGGCUCCACGGGCCCGGCGCGGCCGCGUUCGGAUUAUGA